GGACGUUCAUCUAUCAAUUUUCUGAUCUGAACGCUGAGACGAACAGAUUGUUAAAAAAUGGCUGGUUCAGACUCCAAGGAAACUGCCCAAGAGGGGAGUGGUAACAAAAGUGUUACCCCCGGAGAAGGAGCCAGCUUUGGCUUCAAGAUGUACAUCUUGUUGGUGCUGACCAUGAAUGCCACGGGGUACAUCCUGUUGAUCCGCUUCACCCGCUCCAGAGACAACGUCCCCAUGUACUUCAGCACCACCACAGUUCUUCUAUCAGAGGUCUCCAAGCUCACCAUCAGUCUCAUGCUACUCACCAAGGAACACAAGAGCCUGAUAGGGAUGAUGAGGGACGUCUACCACAAUGUCCUUUGUAACCCAUCGGAUACAUUCAAGAUGUGCAUUCCCAGUAUCAUCUAUGCUCUUCAGAACAACCUGGCCUUUGUGGCCUUGUCCAAUCUGGACGCUGCUACCUAUCAGAUAACAUAUCAGUUGAAGAUCAUCACAACAGCAAUGUUCAUGGUGGUGAUGAUAGGGAAGAAGAUCAACCCAAUGCAGUGGCUUGCCAUCUUUCUUCUCUUUGCUGGCGUGGCUGCCGUUCAGGUGGAAUCUGCAAACACGAAAGAAGAUUCAUCCCAUUAUAAUUACAUGAAAGGAUUAAUAGCUAUCAUAGUCUCCUGUCUCUGCUCAGGAUUCGCAGGUGUUUAUUUUGAAAAAGUACUAAAAGGAACCGAGACAACAUUAUGGAUACGGAAUGUUCAGAUGUAUCUAUUUGGUAUCAUAAGCGGUCUUGUAGCAGUAUUUACCAAAGAUUAUAGGAAUAUUAUGGAUCAUGGAUUUCUAUAUGGCUAUGAUGCAUAUGUUUGUUUGAUUAUAGCAAUGGCUAGUAUAGGAGGUUUGUACACAUCCAUUGUGGUCAAGUACCUUGAUAACAUCAUCAAAGGAUUCUCUACAGCAGUAUCUAUCGUCUUAGCAGCUGUAGGCUCAUUUGUUUUCUUUGGGAAGUCCUUUGGGUACCUCUUCAUGGGUGGAUCAGCUCUUGUGACUGUCGCUAUUUAUCUGUACAGCCUUCCCAUGCCAGCUGCAAGCACGCCCAAGGCCAGAGGGCCACAGAAUGUCUAGCGGACCCAACAGUUGACUUGUUGAUAGACUUACAUAGAGGAGGUGAGACUUCUUGUCAGAUUGGAAAUCUUAUUAUAUUCCCAGUCCUGCACCUCAAAGAAUGCAACCCUUGGACUUUUUAGCAAAGGCACCUUUGAAUGGAUUCAUGGAUGAUGAUCACCGAUGUUUGUAUAGCAGUCUUUGUAUACCUUGAAAACCUCAGCUCUUGCUUCCUGUGCAGCACUCACCCAUCAAGAUAUUGGUGCUUCAGUCAUGCCCACCUCAGAUGUGUCACUCUUUGUCUAGAACAGUACCAUGCUAUCUUUUACCUAGUAGUCAGGAGGCUUUUUAAGAAACUUCUUUACAAUAGAUUUCAAAAAUUUAUUUCAAAAAUUGCAAGUAAUUUAAACCAUAUGAAACCUGUUCAUACUUAUUGUUGCAGAAGAUUGACCGGGAAUCUAUUUGCAAAUUUCAAUUGAUUUCAAUACAUAGGCUUGAUUUGUGUCUUUGCAAUCAAUUGACUUGCAACUGAUUGCAAGUUUCAUAAAACACCCCCUGGCUACUGGUAUAUUUAUGUCAUGUAAAGCAUUUUACUGCAUAUAUUACUACGGAGGUGUAUUUUUUUGGUAUAUUUAUAAAAAGUGGACAUUUUUAUUAGUCCAUUUGUAUAGGGAGUUUGUACUUAAAUUAUUUGAGUAGAAUAGUACUCAUGUUGUAUUGAUAUUUGUACCUAGUAUUGAAAGAUGUACAUCAGUCAUAACUGUACAACCCACAGUUUUAGACCAUUGACACGUGGACAUCAACAGCUGACCAAAUGAUGAUACUGUACAUGUGCAUUAAUCCCAAAUGGUCACAAAUCAGUUUGUUUCGCAUUAUGGUUUAAUAUCAAAGCAACCCUUCAUUCAAUUAGUGUAAUUUGUGGAUUCCCAAUCUCUGACAGGCUUUGAUUUUACCUCCCUUUUGUUUGCCUAAUAAGGAGACAACUUAUGAAUCCUACAUUUGAAUGCUAGCUGGGGGGGGGGGGGUAUUUCAUGAAGCUAUUAUUAAACACAUAUGACAAGUUUAUUUUUCUUCCAUUUUCCCCCUUUUUCCCAUGUAUUGAAAAUCAAAUAUUUUGAUCAACAAUUCAUUGUUGUGACCAUUGAAAUAUGCCCUGAUAAUUUUUUUUCUCAAAACUUCUUAAAUAUAUGUAUUUGAAUUUUUCUUUCAUAAUUACUUAGUUUAGUAUUGUGUGUGACUUUUGUAUUGAAGUCAAUCCUUGUACUUAUUUUUACAUUGAUUUUUCAAUAGAUUUUGCUGCAUUAAAUAUUGACUUUGUUCUUAGAAUAUUAGUAUCCUAUCACAAUUUUACCUAUAAUUGAGACAUGUCAAUGUCUGGAUGAAAAUGUAUAAAUUUAUUUGAAAUUAUGCACCCAAAAGAUAAGUUGGAAUAAUGACAUGCCCUCUUAUUUCAUCUAUGAGAAAUUACCUUUAAAAUGAUACUAGAAUCACUCAAUAAACAAUAUUCCAUAUCUGCAACGUAAUUCUAUUAUUAAAAUCAUUUUGUGGAUUUGGGGGCACCUAUUGUAAUGGCAUUCUUUUACCAUUUUAAGCUGUUUGUGUUCUAUCACCUGAACUCAUUUUUUUAUUCUUUUAUUUUCUACUUUCACAUAAGAUAUGGUAUUUAUAGCAUAGAAUUGCCAUAAAAUAGAACAUUCUCACAGAUCUAAACUGUAUUAUGAAAUCAAAUAUGCAUUGUGGAUAUACUGAUAAUAAUUUACAAUCAUUGUAAAAUCACUUCUUUUAGAAGCUUCAUAAAUGAUGUGGGGAUUAACGAUUGACAUUAGUAUUUUUACUAUGAAUAUGAAGUGAGUUUAUAAUUUUCUUGUGAAAAUGACAAUGUCCAGAAACAUUGUAGUGGACAUCUCUUGAGCUUAGAGUUCCUUAAUCUUAAUUGUCAUCCUCCAUAUGAUUAUAUUACUAUUUUUAUUUAUGACAAAAAGUUUCAUAAUUGAUAUCAUUAGUUCAGUAUAUUUUUUCAUAUUGUUUUUAAAAAUAUUUUUGUUUGUUGUAUUGAUUUUAGAGACCAUGUUUUGUACCUAUAUAUUAAAAACAGUGACAUUUUCGUUGUAGGUGUUGGAGACAAUAUUUGAAUUGAAUUUAAUUGUACUAUGUUCUAUUUUUAUCAAGCCCUAAAAUUGGAUUUUAUGUUAUAUUUCUUAAGCCCUAAAAUUGGAUACAUGUACGUCUUGUUGGUUGUGUAACUCAUGAAGGGACGUGUAACAAAGUUAUAAUGACAAAUAUUAUACUUUCUGAAUUGUUUGCCUGUUUGUCAUGUAGAAUCUAUUAUGUUGAUGGAAUGUUUAUUGAACUUUGACUCAAACGUUCUAUAUUCAUAUCAGAUUUAGCACGAACAGAAUAUUUAGUACUUUGAUUUUGGUCAUCGGCAAUUUUUAAUGAAAUUUGUCAUUUUCAUUUGGUUCUUGGUAAUUUGGUACAAUAAUGAUAAGCUACUUAAGUAUUUCAAAUUAUUUUCACUCUAUUAUUGAAAUAAUGAGGAAUUUUGAAAUUAUUUUCAUUUUAUUUUUAUUAUGUUCAGUUCACACAAUACAUUUUAAGAGCAAUAUGUUUGUACCCUGCCAGGGAGGUUGAAAGUUUCUUGGUAAAGUGCAAAUUUAGCCAUGAGUUUCCUUGUGCAAAUUUCCCUUGUAGCUUUCUAUUGAUUUGUGGUUUUUAUUUUUGUUUGUUUUUGGUGUUUUUUUUUUGGUUGAGCUUGUUUGGAAUCUUUAUAAUGUUUAGAUGUUAUCUUGAAUUUGUGGCAUGAACAUCUGUGAUAAUAGAAUAUAGUCUGAUUGCAUAGCUACUCUGCUGUCCACUGACAAAAGGAAGCAACUCUUUGGAAUGGGUUUCUUUGUAAAUGAGGAAAAUGUUUCAUUGUUUUUAUAUGGGAAUAAAUAGAGUUACAUGUACUUGCUAUUGAAAUGUCCAUAUUUCAUGAGUUGCUUCCUUUUGUCAGUGUAGGAAAGUUUUGUUUCUGGCACAUAUCUAAUAUACCAGAAAUCAGGGCCCUGUUACAUAAAACUUUUCAGUAGAGAAAAAUGGUUAUUAUUUUACUAGAGUACAUAUAUUUUCUUGUAGUAAAGUCAAUGGCAGAAUUUCACAAACCAGAGUUUUAAAUCUAUGUUAAAAAGUUGUAUGCAGCAGCCCCCAUAUGGCUUUCCAUAGUUGGUAUCAAUUGGAUCAACUGUAACGCUUUGUAAG
Lytechinus pictus (painted urchin) is the source of this 4326-nucleotide messenger RNA. RefSeq names its product CMP-sialic acid transporter-like. Gene Ontology annotation, cellular component: Golgi membrane. Gene Ontology annotation, biological process: pyrimidine nucleotide-sugar transmembrane transport. Bases 58 to 1107 code for a protein of 349 amino acids. The transcript is spliced from 6 exons. The record is from RefSeq and is a predicted model, not a curated record. Lineage: Eukaryota; Metazoa; Echinodermata; Echinoidea; Temnopleuroida; Toxopneustidae. Gene Ontology annotation, molecular function: pyrimidine nucleotide-sugar transmembrane transporter activity.